Molecule: messenger RNA, 2293 nt
Organism: Panicum virgatum (switchgrass)
Lineage: Eukaryota; Viridiplantae; Streptophyta; Magnoliopsida; Poales; Poaceae
Exons: 2
Coding region: 383-1840 (485 amino acids)
Molecular function (GO): protein binding
Source: RefSeq, a predicted model, not a curated record
UCCACAUCGGAAUUUCGGAACCGACUCGUGGACUCCGUUCCACUGUCCUCUUUUGCUCCACCGCGCCGCCCUCUUCUUAAUCUCCCCGCCGCCGCCGCAUCGCCAAAUCCCCGCGUCCAGUGUGUUCGGAUCGUCUCCUGCCGCGUCUCUCCCGAUCCGUCCCAUCGGGGACUUCGCUCAGCCGUCGGCAUAUGCCCCUUUCCGCCGCCCAAAUCUGAGCCGCGCGCGCCGGGCCGCCCGUGACUCUCCCGCCGGCUGCGAGAGCGCCGCCCGCCGCCGCCGCGCUUCUCCCACGGGCAGGGCAGCCACACGAUACAAAUUUUUGGUGCGUGCUCCAUCCAAGCAGCAGCAAUUCACCUUGCAAGGAAGAUUCUGCGCUCCAAUGGCGACCUGUAGCAGAGCCGCGACAAUGAACAGCCUAUGUGGUGCAGCAGCUAUGCAGCAGCUCGAGCAUCUAUGGACUCUGAUCUUCCGAAUAUUACCUGAUGAGCUGCCUGUGCCUGGCCUUCCUUCCAAUUUGCUAAAGAGACUGUUUUGCAAAGCCGGGAAUCUGUAUGGAUUGGGGACUGCGACCAGAGCAGUGCCGCCGGAGCUGCCGCAGGAUGUGUUGAUGGACAUCUUUGCCACCCUUGAGACCCUCGACCUUGUGCGCGUGGGCUCUGUAUGCACGUCCUGGCGUUCUGCCUACACAUGCCUGCGCGACCUGGGGCUGUGCAAACACUCCCAGACACCGUGCCUGUUUUACACUUCUGAGUCUGCCGGUGACAAUGCUGCGUUCCUAUACAGCCUCGUUGAUGACAGGGCCUAUAAGUUAACUCUGCCCGACCCACCCAUCCGCACAAGGUUUAUAGUCGGGUCCUCCAAUGGAUGGCUGGUCACUGCAGAUGAGAGGUCCGAGCUGCACCUUCUCAACCCCAUCACCGGUGAGCAGGUUGGUCUCCCCUCAGUGAUCACCAUAGAGCAUGUCAAGCCCAUCUAUGAUGAAGCAGGCGUGAUCCACAGCUAUGAGUUGUCACACCACGAUGCCACCGGGGUUCUUGAAGAAUCCACGCUACAUUCUCCCAGCGAUCUGCGAGAUGACCUCUACUUCAAGGCUUUUGUUUUUCCUGAUCCACCUACUAGAAGCUACAUUGUUGUUGUCAUACACAAGCCAUACUUUCAUCUCUCCUUUGCAAGAGCUGGACAUGACAAGUGGACAUGCCUGCCACACAACACAGAAUACAGAGAUUGCAUAUACAAGAAUGGUCUAUUGUUUGCGCUGACAGCACUUGGAGAGAUCGAUGCCUUUGAUCUCGCUGCCUCCACUAUCACAAUGAAACAAGUUGUUGGCGAGUUUAGGGCCGGUGUCUACGAGAGCAUGUACAUUAUUCAGGCUCCUUGGGGCGAUCUGCUGCAAGUUUGGAGGGCUGUUAAUGUUACAAAUUCGCGGGAUCGGAAUGGUCAUUUAACUGAUAUUUCAGAGGGGGAGGAUGAGGAUGGUGGUGACACUUGGCAAUGCGAGUACGGCACCCUGGAUGUUACACUAUAUGAAGUGGACGUGGAUGGAAAUGCACUAGUGGAAAUAAGCGGCUUGCCACAACAUAUGUUGUUCCUUGGGCACAGCAAUUCUCUCUGUCUUAGUGCUGAAGGACACCCAAAAUUGAAAUCAAAUCAUGUCUACUUCACUGAUGAUCAUGCAGAACUACCUAAUAUAUUUAAAGAAAGAACUCGUGAUAUAGGAGUAUGGGACCUGGAAAAUGGCUGCAAGAAGAAUAUUGUAUCUCAGGCUUGGUCCAAUUGGCCUUGUCCCACGUGGAUAGCACCCAAUCUUACGAACAUGAGUUUGGCAUUCAGCAAAUAAGCCCCCCUUUUAAAUUUGUUUCAGAGAUUGAAAUUCUGGAGCUACCUUUUAAAUAAUUUAUUUUAUGGAAAGGCAAGAGCUGUAAGUUAGAUUCAGUAAAAUAAAUGGCUGCUCUAUGGAAAGGCAAGAGCUGCAAGGGAGGAAUUAUGGCUGCUCUAUGCUUCUGCUAGGGCUAUCCAUCAGCCUGCUUUCAUGGGGGGAACAUCAUGAAGGUUUUAGUCCUGAUGUCAUUAGUUAAUUAGGACUUUGAUUUUCUUUGUCAGUAGGACCUAAAAUUGUACACUUUGUUUGGUGCUAUAGCAUGCCCUGCGGUAUUUAUACAUACUCAAGAUUGUGCUAUGUCACUAAUUAUGAUUCUACAUUCUGUACCUUGCAGCCCUGUGGUCUGAGCUUGUUCUGUACCUCUAAUAAGAGAAUAUAUCUUCAUGAUUCUUUCGACAUAAGUUUGUUUUA